This is a messenger RNA of Sclerotinia sclerotiorum 1980 UF-70, 1551 nucleotides long. RefSeq lists its product as hypothetical. Gene Ontology annotation, biological process: protein N-linked glycosylation. Gene Ontology annotation, molecular function: alpha-1,6-mannosyltransferase activity. The record is from RefSeq and is a predicted model, not a curated record. The coding region runs from base 1 to 1551 and encodes 516 amino acids. Lineage: Eukaryota; Fungi; Ascomycota; Leotiomycetes; Helotiales; Sclerotiniaceae. The transcript has a single exon. Gene Ontology annotation, cellular component: mannan polymerase complex.
AUGGAAAACCUACGAAGAACACGAUCACGGAGUAUGCAGACGACCUCCCAAUUCGGAGGUCGUCUGCCGAAGCAAAUACAAAGAGCUUUACCUAUUUAUGCCAUUCUCAUCCUUUUGAUUUUGAUUGUCUCAAAUGUUGAUACUCUAAAAUCAUCUACAGUAUCGCAUACAAAAAGGUCGACACAGAAAGUUCUGAAAGGCGUCACAACCUCGGAAUUCCCAAGGAAAAUAUGGCAGACAUGGAAAGUUGAUCCAUUGGGUUUCGCAGAGAGAGACCUUUUGAGUGCCAGGACCUGGACUCAGUUAAAUCCAGGACACAGAUACGAGGUUUUAACGGACAACAAUGAUAUGUAUUAUGUCGAAACAAACUUCGGACUAGAUGGGUUGAAUAGGCCUGACAUCGUAGAGAUGUAUCGAUCGCUGAAGGUACAAAUCAUCAAGGCUGAUCUUUUGCGCUACUUGAUAAUGUACGUUGAAGGUGGUGUUUAUACCGAUAUUGAUGUCGAAGCAUUGAAAGCAGUCAAUACCUGGAUUCCCGAUCGAUAUGCUCUGGGCGAUGUUGAUAUGGUUGUGAGUGUUGAGAUCGACCAACCAGAUUUCAAAGACCAUCCAAUUCUUGGCCAAAAGUCGCAAUCCUUCUGCCAAUGGACUUUCAUGUGCAAGCCCCGUCUUCCUGUUAUGUUGGCACUUGUCGACAACAUUCUACAGUGGCUACAAGAUAUCGCUGCGGCACAAAACGUCCCAAUAUCAGAGAUCAAGCUCGAUUUCGACGAAGUCAUCUCCGGCACAGGCCCUUCAGCAUUCACAGGUGCGAUCUUGAAAGAAAUGAGCAUAAAGACUGGAAAUCCGGUUGAUUGGAGCACCUUUCAUGCCAUGCGGGAAUCAAAACUAGUUGGAGGAUUCCUGGUUCUCACCGUGGAAGCAUUUGCUGCCGGACAAGGGCAUUCAGAUUCCGGAAAUCACAAUGCGAGAGGAGCUUUGGUGAAACAUCAUUACCAUGCUUCGGAAUGGCCUUUACUACACCCUCGUUUCAGUCACCCGAUAUAUGGCGAGGUUGAGAAAUGCAACUGGGAGCCAGAAUGUGUCAGGAUAUGGGAUGAAAAUAUGGCUGCAUAUGAGGCGCUAUCACCGGAAGAGAAGGAACAACAGAUCGCGAUAAAGAAGGCAUUGGACGAACAUGAUGCACUUCAUGCACAGAUGGGCGCUCAAACAUUCGAUCCGAACGCAUUAUCGAUACCCCAACAGAAUCUGAAUCCGAUACCUCAAGCAGCGAUUCCACAGUCGCAACCUGGAUUCUAUCCAGAUGGUUCACCUGUGAGGAAUUUGGACGGUUCUAUUAUGAGAAAUCUGGAUGGCUCACUCCCUGUAAAUCCAAACGCCCCGCCUCCGGCACAGAAACUCGAAAUAAAGGACUUGUCCGCUCCUCAUAUUAAUCCGAAUCUCGCGCUAAUGCAGCCAGAGUCUAAUCUCCAGUUCAACGAAAAGAACCAAGAUGACCUCAAAAAUUUGCAACUAAAUCCAGCAGGCGACAUGCUACUAGGAGCUUCAUAA